AUGAGACCUACAAUGAUGCCAACAAAUGGUUCAAAUAAAGCAGAAAAGUCAGAGAGAGGGAGCAAAAUGGAUAAGCUAGACAGUAGAUCCGAUAAAGAUAACCUUGUAUACCUGGACGAUUAUGUAGACACGAUCGAGUCUCUCCCUUCGGAGCUUCAGCGCAACUUUUCUCUUAUGCGGGAACUUGAUGCUCGUUGCGAAGAGGCGAUGAAUGUCGUUGCUAAACAGGCUGCUUUUCUACUGGAAAAUGCCGAACAUAUAGCGCCUGAGGAACGUAUAGCCGAAUUAAAGAAAUUAUCAGAUUGUUUAACGGAAAGUCUAAAGGAUGCCGAAGAAAAGUGUGCCAUGGCGCAGGCUACAUAUAAGACGGUUGAUCGUCACGUAAGAAGACUAGACGAUGACUUGCAAAGAUUCGAAGACGAACAGAUGACAGGACCGGGUAGAAUAGUUCCAACGGCGCAACCUAUUACUUCAACGACUGAAACACCACGAAAAAAUGGUCAGAAAGAAAAAGACAAGAAAGAAUCACGCGAUAAACGAACUCACCAGACAGCACAAGAGCAGCCGAAUAAUAAGAGGCGUAAACAUAAAGAUAAUGGUACUCCACCACCGAGCAAUGGUCGUAACGGUCAUGAUAAAGAUCGCAACGAUAAACCAAAGAAGGCACGAAAAGAUAGUAACAAGGGACAAAGAAAGACAAAAGACAAACAGAAUAACGUCCAAACUACAGAUAUGCCUAUAGAUCCCAAUGAGCCGACGUAUUGCUAUUGUCAACAAGUGAGCUAUGGCGAAAUGGUAGCCUGCGACGAUGACGAGUGUGAAAUCGAGUGGUUCCAUUAUGCCUGUGUAGAUCUUAAAGCUCCGCCACCUGGGAAGUGGUAUUGUAAAGAGUGUACAGAAAAACAGAAAAAUAAACAAAAGAAAUGA
Messenger RNA from Paraglomus brasilianum, 927 nucleotides. The record is from the annotation of a GenBank genome assembly. NCBI's taxonomy places the organism in Eukaryota, Fungi, Glomeromycota, Glomeromycetes, Paraglomerales, Paraglomeraceae.